AAGGUUUGGGUCACUCUCUCAGCAAGCACGCGAGGACAGGACAAGAAGCACAAUGAGUCGCCUGAUUGUUGUGUUGUCUGUGGUGAUGGUGGUGGUGGUGCUGAGCGAGCUGGUGACAGGCGCGCCCUCUGAUGCUUCACACCAGCAUGAUGCAAUGUAUGUGCCCCAGUUUGUCAUCGAUGGCUUGCCGUCCAGAUAUCCCACUACGGGUGCACUGACAAGUCACGGAGGAUCGCAGCCACUCAUAUACAGUGGAAACCAUUACGUUAAUAGGUAUAAUUGGCACAAUGGAUACAAUAACUACAACCCAUAUCAAACUUAUGGGCGCUACGGUAAUAGAUAUAAUUGGCAAGGUGGAUACGGUAACUACAACCCAUAUCAUACUUAUGGCCGCUAAGGUACAGGUAAGGUGUGAUGUGAAAACAGGACGAAAGGUUGUUGUGCGGAAGAUUGCGUUGAGGUACAGUGAUGUGGAAAGACCAAUGAAAAGAGGAGAAACGGAAAGACCUUUGGUUAAAACUAGGAAAGGAAUGACAAGAUGGAAAAUAGAGAGAAAGAAAAUGAGAAGGAUGAGUAAUAAAGAGAAUGGUUUGAAGAAUGAAGAAAAUAAGAAAUUGAGAGAGAGAGAGAGAGAGAGAGAGAGAGAGAGAGAGAGAGAGAGAGAGAGAGAGAGAGAGAGAGAGAGAGAAUGGGAUGAGGAAUGAAAAAAAAACAGGAAAAGGAAGAAAAUAGACUUGGUUGGAUUGAAAUGCAGUGAUGUGAAAGAAUGAGAAGAAUGAAAAGAAGAUAAGAAAGAAAGGUAAAAGAAAAAUUAUAAAAAAAAUGUAAAGAAACGGAAGGAAAUUAAAUGAAAAGAUAUGUAAGUAGAAAAAAAAA
This is a messenger RNA of Scylla paramamosain (green mud crab), 876 nucleotides long. RefSeq lists its product as uncharacterized. The coding region runs from base 53 to 397 and encodes 114 amino acids. The transcript has 3 exons. NCBI's taxonomy places the organism in Eukaryota, Metazoa, Arthropoda, Malacostraca, Decapoda, Portunidae. The record is from RefSeq and is a predicted model, not a curated record.